AGGGUGCCAGUGAUGCCCGGAUCGCCUGUGGAAGUGAAGAUACAGUCCAGGUCCUCUCCUCCCAACAUGCCACCACUGCCUCCUGUGAACCCUGGUGGCCCCCGGCCGGUGUCCUUCACCCCAACUGCACUGCCCAAUGGAAUCAACCACUCCCCCCCGACGCUGAACGGGGCACCAUCCCCACCCCAGCGCUUCAGCAACGGCCCUUCCUCCUCUUCCUCCUCCUCGCUGACCAACCAGCAGCUCCCAGCCACCUGUGGUGCCCGGCAGCUCAGCAAGCUGAAGCGGUUCCUCACCACCCUGCAGCAGUUCGGCAACGACAUCUCACCAGAGAUCGGGGAGAAGGUCCGGACCCUGGUGCUGGCGCUGGUGAACUCAACGGUGACAAUUGAGGAAUUUCACUGCAAGCUGCAAGAGGCCACAAACUUUCCCCUUCGACCAUUUGUGAUCCCCUUCCUGAAGGCCAACCUGCCCCUGCUGCAGAGGGAGCUGCUGCACUGUGCCCGGGCUGCCAAGCAGACACCCUCCCAGUACUUGGCACAGCAUGAGCACAUCCUGCUGCACACCAACACCACCUGCCCUGCAGACUCCUCUGAGCUCCUCAUCGAGGUCAAUGGCAAUGGGAAGAGGCACAGUCCAGACAGAAGAGAUGACAGCAGCUUUGAGAGGGAGUCGCUGCCAACGGAGCCUCCGGCCAAGAGGGUGUGCACCAUCAGCCCCGCACCCCGGCACAGCCCUGCCCUGACAAUCCCCCUGAUGAACCCCGGGGGGCAGUUCCACCCCACCCCCCCACCUCUCCAGCACUACACCUUGGAAGAUAUCGCCACCUCCCACCUCUACAGGGACCCCAGCAAGAUGUUGGAGCACAGAGAAAUUCGGGACCGGCACGGCGGCCUCGGUUUGAAUGGGGGAUACCAGGAUGAGCUGGUGGACCAUCGCCUGACGGAGAGGGAGUGGGCUGACGAGUGGAAGCACCUCGAUCACGCGCUGAACUGCAUCAUGGAGAUGGUGGAGAAGACGCGGCGCUCCAUGGCCGUGCUGCGGCGCUGCCAGGAGGCGGAUCGGGAGGAGCUGAACUACUGGAAGCGGCGCUGCAGCGAGGCUGAGCCCCGCAAGGCAGGCACUGAGCUGGGCUCCCGGCACAGCCCCGGCUCCUCCGACCCCGAUUCCUUGCGGGAAUUCAGCAGCAGGUCGGGAACAGGCUACGUCACUGAGGAGAUAUGGAAAAAAGCAGAAGAAGCUGUGAACGAGGUGAAGCGCCAGGCCAUGUCGGAGGUGCAGAAGGCAGUGGCAGAAGCUGAGCAGAAGGCUUUUGAGAUGAUUGCCUCGGAGAGGGCGCGGAUGGAGCAGACCAUCGCGGACGCCAAGCGCCAGGCCACCGAGGAUGCUUUCUUAGUGAUAAACGAGCAGGAGGAGUCUACAGAGAGCUGCUGGAACUGCGGUCGCAAAGCCAGCGAGACGUGCAGCGGCUGCAACAUCGCCCGCUACUGCGGCUCCUUCUGCCAGCACAAGGACUGGGAGAGGCACCACAGGAUCUGUGGCCAGGGCCUGCACGGCCAGAACAAGCCCCUGGCUCUGCCCUCGGGCCGCUCGGCCACCAAGAGCCUCGAUGGUGUGUCCAGCCCUGCCCUGGAGAAGACUUCGGCCACCACCUCCCGCUCCUCCACCCCCGCCUCCGUGACAGCGAUAGAUACAAACGGACUCUGA
Messenger RNA from Chaetura pelagica (chimney swift), 1707 nucleotides. It is a transcript of the gene CBFA2T2, whose product is annotated as core-binding factor, runt domain, alpha subunit 2; translocated to, 2. Lineage: Eukaryota; Metazoa; Chordata; Aves; Apodiformes; Apodidae. Gene Ontology annotation, molecular function: transcription corepressor activity. The transcript is spliced from 10 exons. Gene Ontology annotation, biological process: DNA-templated transcription; negative regulation of DNA-templated transcription. Gene Ontology annotation, cellular component: nucleus. The record is from RefSeq and is a predicted model, not a curated record. Bases 13 to 1707 code for a protein of 564 amino acids.